Messenger RNA from Schizophyllum commune H4-8, 1171 nucleotides. RefSeq lists its product as uncharacterized. Bases 73 to 870 code for a protein of 265 amino acids. NCBI's taxonomy places the organism in Eukaryota, Fungi, Basidiomycota, Agaricomycetes, Agaricales, Schizophyllaceae. The record is from RefSeq and is a predicted model, not a curated record. The transcript is spliced from 3 exons.
AGCACAUCUUGUCCCGAACCCCCAAGCACAUCCUCAUCUUCACCCUAGUCUCCCCAGUCUCCCCAGAAGAACAUGAAGCUGUCGAUUCUGUCGACCUUCGUCGCCGGCGCUGCCCUCCUCCAGCAAGCGGGAGCAAGCCCCCUCCGCGUUGUCGUCGUAUCUAACGGGCCCGCGGAUGUGGCCCAGCACAUCCGCGUGGGCAGGCCCGCCGCCGAGCACGGUGCGAUGCUCAUGCCCGACUUCGCUGUCAUGCACAGCGAGAUGAGCGCCGAGCAUGGUGCCCGCCCCUGCCACGGUCGUGGGCGCGGGCGCUUCAACCAGAAGGCGAUCGAGAUCUCGAACGCAUUCCGCCAGGCGCUCGGCAUGCCCCUUAUCGAGAUGCAGCAGCCCGAGCACCACCGUCAUCACCACGACGGGCCCCACCGCGCCGAGCAGCGUCCCCACCACGGCCAUGACCAGGAUGGUCCGGAGAUGCGCAUCAUGGACGUGGAUGGCAAGCCCGUGGAUGGCGGCGAGGCGCGGAUGCCCCCGGGCCCGCACCACCAUCACCACCACCGCAUCCACUUCCACCACCACGAGCCAUCCUUCCUCCGCCGUGUUCACUUCGCGCUUAUGACCCUCGGUCCCUGGGAGGGUCGUGCCGUUGCCUUUGUCCUUGGUUGCGGUAUUGGCGUUUUGCUGCGGAUGCUCUGGGUCCUCGCUGUCGUUGGUUAUCGCACUGUCCGGGGCGAGAGUGAGGAGGCAGAGUACCAGAUCGUCUGCGAGCAGAUCGAGGACGCCGAGAAUAUCGUCGUGCCCCCUCCUAACUAUACGCUCGUGGAAGAGAAGAUCGACUACGAUGCGAAGGUUGCCCCCGAGGAGAGGAAGUAGACCAAUAUCUUCUCCCUAUUUCUCAUUCCCCAUCUCCCCAUGGUCCGCAGGCAACGGUCCCCCAUCCCACCCUCAAAGUCGCACUCAGCCACUUAACCGGACGUGUAUUGCUUAGCAUUCAUCCGACGGCGCACAUUGCCUAUGUCGCUCCUUAGCUCCUUGUUCCUGUUUACUGCUUGGGACUGCUAUUCUGGGAGUACAGCUAUCUGUCUCUCGAUCUAGCUGGUCCCCAACGUGUACCAUACAGUUGCUAACUUAUAUCUGGGCAAUCCAAUCUACUGAGAUUGCUCAACGAGUCCAA